Messenger RNA from Cyprinus carpio (common carp), 2678 nucleotides. RefSeq names its product specifically androgen-regulated gene protein-like. Lineage: Eukaryota; Metazoa; Chordata; Actinopteri; Cypriniformes; Cyprinidae. The record is from RefSeq and is a predicted model, not a curated record. The transcript has 4 exons. Bases 1043 to 2506 code for a protein of 487 amino acids.
CCACCUUUUUCUUCAACGCGGAAGUAAGCCUACUACAAACCAAUGUGUUCAUAAUUAAGAUAAUACAUUAAAAUAAUACGAUAAGACGCAACAACUUCCAAUAUCAAGCAGCAAAACGAACAGAUGAGACCGGAAGCCAGACCCAUAGAAUUUACAAAUGGCCCAUUGAUUUUUACGACAAGAAAAAGGUGGAUAAUCUACAAAUAAUGCUGUACCUCAUUCACCACAUAUUUACUCCUUAGCAAUAGUGACUAAAUGGUGUAAUUGAAUAUAGGCUACUAUCACAUUAGAAUAAGAAUGGAUUUUUACAGUAGGCUAGUUUAUGGUACCACUACCAUAAAACUUUUUAGUUUAAAGAAAUAAAUAUUAAAACCGAUUUAAAAGUAAGAGUAGCAUAAGCACUAGAAAAAAAAAUACUUUAAAGCAAUAAAUGUUAAAACCGAUUGAAGAGUUACCACAUUAUUGUAUUUCUUAUAAAUAGCACAGGAAGUACCAUAAAAACUAGUUUGUUUUGAGAAACAAAUGUUAAAACUGAUCGCUUGUAGGCCUAAUGAAUCCUAGUUAGUGGAACAGGAUUAAAUCAGUUCCACUUGACGGGGCUUAAACUAAUGUUAUUUUAAGAAACCCUUAAUAAUGCGAUUAGCUUGGAUCUGCCGGUGAUCCUCUCUCGACACUUUCUGUCAUCGUGUGUUUGUCCUCCCAGGCGUGUGCAGAGAAGUAGUAUGUGUAGUGAAGUAUGCCACGCAUCUUUCAUAUGUGUUUUCCAGUCACUAAACUACUGUUUUUACACCAACGAUCGUUUUUUUUACACUACACUCACCGGUCUGUUCUCUGAUUGGCUGCUGCAGGAGAGCGACGCAAAUGAUUGGUUGAAGAUUUUCCUUAUGUACAGUACUGACAGCUCACUGUACCUCACAGCACUGACUCUGUAGAAGCAGGUGAACCUGCCAUCUCGUUUCUGCACUAGAGGGAAAUGCAGUUUCAUCAUCAUUGUUAAAGAACUUUGAAUUCAUAUCAGGGUGGAGGUUUCCAUAAUUUGCAAAUGCCGAUAAGUGACAUGUGGCAAGAUGGCAAUGGCCUCGACACAAUGGGCGAGAUAGACAGUAAUGGCAGCUGUGACAGCGUGCUCAGCUUCAAUUCAUGCUUCAGUGAUGAAAGUCUGGAGUAUCUCUCUGCUGAAGAGAAGGCUUGUCUCAUGUACCUAGAAGAGACCAUUCAGUCACUGGAAACGGAGGAUGACAGUGGCCUGUCCAAUGAUGAGUCUGAUCAGCUGCCAGCUCGAGGAAAUGUGGCUAACAAAGCAGGCCACCUCUCUUCGUCAAUAAGACUCAGCAAGCUUCCUAGUCAAGAUGUACCCAAAAGCCCAUUUGAAGGUUCAUUCUCAUCUAGCAUCUUAGUGCAAAAUGACAUUCUGAAUUAUAUGCUUCCUACUCCAUUUGUCCUUGCAAACUGUAACUCACAAAUCCAAACCAGACCUGAAAUAGCUGCAUCCCAGAAAAAGACGCCUUGUGAGCUCCAUCAAGAAGCUCCACGAGUUCCCUCUGAAGUCAGUGUGGUAGUGAUACCACCUCCACAUAAAAUCAAAGGUGGUAAAGACAUAGUGGAAGAAAUACAGAAUAAACAUCAGCCAGAGAAUAUGGCACGGAGAGGACCACUCUCGUAUGAGGCUCUGGUGCAUCUGCGCAAGAGUGCAUCGAUGCAGAGAACCAAUGCUACAGAAGCUAAAACCGGAGAACAGCAGUUUUCUACAAAUAAAGAUCAUGAGGGAGGCAUCUCUGGAUCCCAAACUCUCACACAGGCCAUGACGAGUAGGAGCUCCAAGCCCACUCCUCCACCUGUGGCCCCUAAACCUAAAAUGAAAACCCCACAAAAGGUCCCAAACCAGGAAGAAGCCUCCAACCCUAAGAUCGACUCAACCAUGCCUUACUCAAGAGUAUUGACUGUGGAUAAAAUAAUGAAACCAGAGAAAGUGAGAGUGGAGGCUCUUUGCAAGUUGGGUCUCCUCAAGGAGGAUACAAAGAACCCAAUCUGUCAACGACUAAAGCAUUCAGAGUCCCCAGCAAACUUGGUGCAAAACCAGACCACAAAGGAAUGUCUUGCUCCAAGUGUUCCUGCAAGACCUGGAGAACAAAUAAAUCAGCCAGUAAAAACUUGCAGUUCUCUCCACCAAAGGUCUGUUAGCGAUCUUUCGGCAGCUUUUUCUUUUCCACAGCAUGCCAAUAUGGCUUCAACCAGGAAAUCUGCCACACUGGAAUGCACUGGGAUGGGACUGUCAGGAUCUAACAUCACAGUCUUAAAUGCAGUUUCUCAGAACCACCAGUCAAGUUCUUCUACAGUAGGAACCAAAAACCAUUUUACAGACACUCAAAUGGAUUCUAAUGAAUCGGCAUCCAUAAAAGCAGAAUUGCAUGCAUCAUCUCAUUCCAAAGGCUUCAAUGUGCUGGUUCCCAGCAUCGGAAGGGAUCGGAGAGAGGCAUUACGAAAACUAGGAUUGCUGAAAAACUGAGAUUUGUUGACUAUUCUCUCCAGUCAUGAUGUAUCAAAAGUAUCAAGCCUCUUUUACGUUUUAAGUGAGAAUACCAUUACAACAGCCAUUUACAGAAAAUAUUGGCACCCUUGGUAAAUAUGACCAAAGAAGGCUGUGAAAAUUAAUCUGCAUUGUUAAUCCUUUUGAUAUU